Molecule: messenger RNA, 1668 nt
Organism: Peromyscus eremicus (cactus mouse)
Lineage: Eukaryota; Metazoa; Chordata; Mammalia; Rodentia; Cricetidae
Gene: Bnipl
Product: BCL2 interacting protein like
Biological process (GO): apoptotic process
Cellular component (GO): cytoplasm
Source: RefSeq, a predicted model, not a curated record
CUCCCUUCCACACCUCCUGCCUCCUCAGAGGCAAGAGCAGCAGUGAGACAGAAAAGGAAGGAGAGGUGGGGGCUGGGACCACAGCCUCCCACCCUUCGCAAAGUGUCCAAAGAACACAGGACGGCUCGUGAAGAUGGGAACUAUACAAGAAACAGGAAAAAAGACAUUGGAAGUAGGGGCUGGGGAGAAGGCAGGAGCUGCAGAGCCAGGAGCCGCCCUGAGACUUGGAGAGCUGGUGCUGAGGGAAGAAUGGCAAGAUGAAGAGUUUCCUAGAUUGCUUCCUGAGGAGGCUAGCCCGUCCGGAGAUCCCGAAGACCCUCACAGAGACUCACAGGCAGGUACCCCCAGCACCCUGGCCCUGUGUGGCCAGCGCCCUAUGCGAAAACGUCUUUCUGCCCCAGAACUGCAGCUGAAUCUGACUGAGGGAGCAGGGGACACCGGAGCUUCUCCCGCCCACUCGGAAUCUUCCUCUUCCGGUGGCAGCUUGGACCUGGAGGUGGAUGAACUGGAGACGCCUUCAGACUCUGAGCAGCUGGACAGUGGACAUGAAUUUGAAUGGGAAGAUGACUUGCCUCGAGCAGAAGGCCUGGGGGCCAGCGAGGCAGCUGAAAGGCUGGGCCGGGGUUUUGUGUGGGACGUGGCUGGAGAAGACGGUCAUCGCUGGAGGGUGUUCCGAACAGGACAGCGAGAGCAGCGAGUGGACAUGACCAUCAUCGAGCCCUAUAAGAGAGUGCUGUCUCAUGGAGGUUACCAUGGUGAUGGCCUCAAUGCUGUCAUCCUCUUUGCUUCCUGCUAUCUACCCCGAAGCAGCAUUCCCAACUACACCUAUGUCAUGGAACACUUAUUCAGGUAUAUGGUGGGAACUUUGGAGCUGCUGGUAGCUGAAAAUUAUCUGCUUGUUCACUUGAGCGGAGGCACAAGCAGGGCCCAAGUGCCGCCUCUGAGCUGGAUACGCCAGUGUUACCGCACCUUGGAUAGGAGCCUUGGGGAGCUGGCCCAACUCAUCUCCCUAGACCAAGUCCACAUCCCUGAAGUUGUCAGACAGCUGGACCAGGAUCUCCACGGCUCAAGAGGCACUUAACUCGAACUGGACAAAGGGCCAUAGAAUCAGGCCAAGAUGGUGAUCGCUCUGCACACUGGAGCUGUUCUGUAAACCAUCUCAUCCUGAACCAGGCCCCCACCCCUGUUCCACUGGAUCCUCGCUUCCCGGUGGAUACUCUCUUCUGGACACUGCCUUCAAGCUGGGUUUUGAGGGUGGGAACCCCAUACGUGGGGUGGCUUGCAUUUCGGCUGUCAGGAAGGAAGAUGUGGUGUGGCCACGGAAGUGCAGAGCUCUGGGUUUUAAUUCUGCUUUAACUAUAAAACGUGUGGGUCUCAGUUUUCUUCUCUGUAAUCAAAACCUCUGGGAUCCUUCCCAUCUUGGUCAUCUUAGCGGUCUUUUGAGGGGAGGUGGUGGUGGUGGGGAAGGUUAAGGCUUAACCAACAACCACAGCCAGCCUGUCUGCUGGAUCCCAGGAGCCAGCUUGCAAAAUCUUGAAGAGCCAACCCCUUCUUAGUCUGCUGCCUGUGAUCCUGGGAAGGAUUGCUGUCGUAGCCCAUGCUUUGACCCUUGUUAGCAAAGUCAGACCUGUGGCCUUUAAUAAACUGUGGUGAGAGAUUGAAGUCGAA